GGAUCGCUACAAACUCGUCGCCUUCUUGAAAAAUGCGGCGCCGCGAUUUCACAGCGAGGCAGUGACCGUACGGAAAGCUCCGCGCGUUGGGGGCCUCGGUAGCCCGACACCCGCUGGACACGUGAGGAGCGGGAGUGAAAAGCGGCCCGGUUCGGCACUGUGCGUCCUACGAAAAUGGCGGAUGGUCCCUAAAGAGCAGCUGGGCUGCAGGGCCGGGAGCGAGCGGCCUGGGCCAUGAAUGCUCCGGGCGGGGGCUGGGACGGGGCCUGCGGGGGCGUCCGGCUCCUCCUGGACCUACUACGACUUCCCUGGCAAAGAUGAUAUCCAAGAAAAGUGACCUGCUGCUUAACCAGCUGAGCUUUCUCCUUUGAGACUUUAUAGCCCUGUGCCCCAAGGUGUCUUCAGUGCUUGACAAAGAACAUUUCCAGAUAUGUUGCAGAUAUUAAGCCUUUGCCUCCCAACAUAAAAGAUAAGCUGAUAAAAUUAAUGAGUAUGCAAGGGCGGAUAACUGAUUCAAAUAUCAGUGAGGUGCUGCACCCAGCAGUGGAGACACUAGAUCUUAGAGAUUGUGAUAUUUCAGAUACUGCCCUGCUGCAACUUUGUAAUUGCAAGCAACUGAAAAAAAUUAACUUAAAUUCCUGUAAAGAAAACAGACUAGCCAUCACUUCAGAAGGAGUCAGAGCUCUGGCCUUGUCUUGCCCUUAUUUACGUGAAGCCUCAUUUAAAAGAUGCUGCAAUGUAUCAGACAGCGGAGUUCUGGCUCUGGCGCUCAAUUGCCAUCUUCUACAAAUAGUGAACUUAGGCAGCUGCUCAGGCAUCACUGAUGCAUCCCUGCACGCGCUUGGACAGAACUGCAGAUUUCUACACAGUGUGGAUUUUUCAUCUACUCAGGUGACUGAUAAUGGUGUCAUAGCACUAGUUAGUGGGAUGUGUUCAAAGAAUUUAAAGGAGAUCCACAUGGAACGCUGUGUGACUCUGACAGAUGUAGCUGUGGAAGCUGUCCUUACCUGCUGUCCGGAGAUCUAUAUUCUGCUGUUUCAUGGAUGCCCACUGAUAACAG
Messenger RNA from Trachemys scripta elegans, 1060 nucleotides. RefSeq names its product antagonist of mitotic exit network 1 homolog (gene AMN1). The record is from RefSeq and is a predicted model, not a curated record. Gene Ontology annotation, cellular component: SCF ubiquitin ligase complex. Gene Ontology annotation, biological process: SCF-dependent proteasomal ubiquitin-dependent protein catabolic process. Gene Ontology annotation, molecular function: protein binding. Lineage: Eukaryota; Metazoa; Chordata; Testudines; Emydidae.